AUGUCGAUGUCGAUAUCGAUCAAGCAUGAUCACUUGGUGAACCCUAUCACUGCGUUGGAAUUCUAUCACACCAGAGCAGGCACGUUUCUUAUUCUCGCUGGAGAAGGCCCGUUUCUGAAAAUAUUCGACGCCAAAGAAGCCAAACUGCUCCACCAGUGCGAGAUAUUCCACGGGCAAACCAUUCAUGGUAUCGCUGUUCGAGAUGAUGUCGACCAUGGACUCGACCUACAGGUCGUCAUCUGGGGCCGGUCGAGCCUAACGCUGCUUUCGAGGCGAGAAUUUGACCAGAUCUUAGAUCAAAAUGUGGGUUCAGUCAUAGAUUUUGCAAUACCAGUAUCAGAUUGGAUCCUUGACGUUGCCAUUUCGCCUUUCGAUGCGGUUAGCUGUGUCCUUGUCACUGCGCACAAUACAGUCAUUCGAGCAAGACUUGGUCAUUCCCCACAGGCACACGUGUUAGAGACGCUGCACUCGCCGUCAAGGUCAAUUCUAUACUCUGCGCAUCUCGCUUGGGAAUCUCUUUCCCAAGUCCUGGUGGCUGCUGGAACCGUCUUUGGUGAAAUUCUUGUUUGGCAUUGCUUUCCAUCAGAUGAGGCGUCUUCCUCGACAAGCCGGAUCCUUUUUACCUUUACAGGCCAUGAAGGUUCAAUUUUUGGUGUCAAUAUCUCCCCACCUAUCAUUGAUUCACAUGGCAUUACUCGAUUACUGGCAAGCUGCAGUGAUGAUCGCACAAUCCGGGUGUGGAAUCUAAGUGCGGAGUCACAGGAUAGUCAGCGCACAGCUACCGCGGUGCAAGCCCGCGAGACUGGAUUUGGUGAGAAUGGAAUUCACACCGGGUGCAGUAAGUCGUACUUGGCCAUGGCGAUGGGCCACGCCUCGAGAAUUUGGCGAGUCAGGUUUCUCGGAGAACAAUCAACACCCCUCGAUGCUUCUGCAAUUAGCAUACUUUCGUUUGGAGAGGAUUCGGCGGUACAGCAAUGGGCUUUACAUUUUGAGACAACUGCACCAACAUCUCAUCCACGGUCAUCUGGGAGGCUCGAUCAAUUGCACACGUUUGCUUUCCACAGCGGAAAACACAUCUGGUCUACAGCUGUGCGCCGAAGCGGGCAUUCGAAAGCCAUCCUGAUUACUGGAGGUGCAGAUGGCAAAAUCUCGAGCUACAAGGUUACGACCCCAAGCUGGCUGGCUGCUGUCGAGACUCCGUUGCGGGGAGACACUAGCCCGCCAUCUCUUGGUAAGCAAGGAGCAUCAGAUGAGUUGACCUGGGGCAGAUCAUGGGAGCUUGAUGAAAUUCUGGAAGACUUCGCACUUAAAAGCCUUGUCCGAAACUCGGUCAUCGAGCACCCCAUUUCGAAUGCCUCGCAUCCGGACUCGCCGGAAGCUACUAAUGGAAAUCAAACAGAGAAAAUGAAACCGAAGAAGGUUCGUAAAGAUGGCUUCAAUCAAUACGCUUUCGUUUCGGAGAAGGAGUUGCUUGCAACUACUACGUAUGGCCGUGUUCUGCUCUGUGACAUUGGCCCAGAGAUGCAUUGGAGCGAAGUCAGUCUUCCCGAGUCAGGAUCAGGAGAUCUUCGGUCAUAUUCUGUUCUCGUGGGGUUUCCGGAGAUAGGUGUGACAUGUCUCGCUGGAACUAAUGGGAGCAUCCAUGUCUAUCGCCACCAGAGACUCCUCAAAUUAGGACAAGUUGAGGGGAAGGUUGCAGAUAUGUUCAAAAUCUUUGAUUCACAAAGGUCCUCUUUUGAGCUACUUGUCACGACUCUAGGCGGAACGAAUGCAAUGCUUUUCUCUCUUGAUUUAUCGGGAGCACAGGUGCGGCUCGUUGAGAAUGGAGUGUACAACUUGCCCAAUAAAUUCGUGGUUACGAGUGCUGGAAAUAUUAACCGAAUGUUAGUUAUGGGAUCUAGGUCGGGCUCGUUGGCUCUAUAUACUUCCAGAAGCCCUGAAUCGCCUCUCCAGAUCUGGACGCAUCCUGGAAGUGUUCCGAGGGAUGCCAUUACAGCCAUCACGAGCCUUCCAUCUUCAGAUGCCUCUGGAGACGAUGGCUCGAGGUAUUUUUUAACUACCAGCCGGGAUGGCCUUUACUCCAUCUUCUCAACCACCAUCGUUCAAGAUAUUAGCAUGAAUGCGGCUCAACUUAUGGUUCGCCGGGUUCACCAGUGCGCACCACCGCUCAGACUUAUAAUUGAGGCAGGUUGGUUCGAAGGCGAAAAGCUUUUCCUCCGUGGAUUCAAGGGCAAGAAUUUUGUGGUAUGGGAUGAGACUGAGCAGUGCGAGGUUACGAGUGUUGAGUGUGGUGGCUCCCAUAGGAGUUAUGCUUACUCACCCAUAAGAGGUUCAGGCUGUGGUCAUUUUGUUUAUACGAAAGCCUCAAAGAUAUACCUUCAUUCUCACCGGGGUUCGUCGCACAAAAUCGUCAAGGCAGGCGGUCAUGGACGAGAAAUCAAAGCCUGUGCAGUAUCUGAAGAUCAGAGUUUGAUCGCAACUGGGGCAGAAGAUACUGCCAUACGAAUCUGGCAACACAGCAAAACUCCAAAUUUUCAAAACCCUCUGGCCUGUUCAGCAGUCAUACAGAGACAUUCCGCUGGCAUUCAGCAUCUGCAAUGGCACGGGUCAGGAUACCUGUUCAGUAGUGGCGGCAACGAGGAAUUCUUCGUUUGGGCAGUGGAACAGAUUCCUGGUUUUGGCAUUGGCAUCGUCUGUGAGGCAACUUGUCCUGAUCCAAGUGAGGAUAGGGACUUAAGAGUCAUGAAUUUCCACGUUACUGCGUUGCCAAACUUAUCGGGUGUCCAAAAAGAUCCCCGGCUCCUUGUCAGCCUGGCCUAUUCAGAUUCAACUAUCCGAACAUACAUCUAUUCCGGCCUCGACUCCUUCCACUUAGUUUGCAUUGGGAGGUAUACAUCUUCUUGUCUCACACAGAUCCGUCAUAUUCAGAUAAAGGACGAUGAGGCCUAUAUUUUCACAACGGCAACGGACGGCAGGCUCGCUCUUUGGAAGGGAUGUUUCGACUCAGUCCCGAGAAAUGGUCUACCAGAACCAGUCCAACUGACUCUGGUCUCGGUCCGGAGGAUCCACCAAAGCGCGAUCAAAUCUCUAGAUUUAAUGAGGUUCAACGAAGAGAUUCUGAUUGCCACCGGGGGUGAUGACAACGCUCUCGGUAUCUCGGUAUUCCCAAUCUCCAGCUCGAUGGCGACUGCCAUGCCACCUUGUUUUAUUUUGAGAUCAGCCCAUGCUGCUGCUGUCACAGGUCUCUGCUUUCUCCAUAAUCAUGCGACGGGGUGUCGGGAAGGGAGCGUCAAACUCGCCUCCUCGGGCAACGACCAAAAGAUCACGGUGUGGAGUGUCAACUUGGACAACGAUCGCAGGGGAAACUUGUCGCUCGAUAUCAAAAGGAUAGGAGAUGCCUUUACCCCUGUAGCGGACGUCGGGGAUGUAGCUUCACUUGCGGUAGACAAUCAUGGCGGUAAAAUCCUGGUCGUAGGAAAUGGGAUGGAGGUCUGGAAGGUCGUUUGUCAGACAAGAGAAGAUGUGGAUCUAGCUCAAGAAUCAACAUCGGGGUGGAAAAUAUAA
Molecule: messenger RNA, 3564 nt
Organism: Hyaloscypha bicolor E
Lineage: Eukaryota; Fungi; Ascomycota; Leotiomycetes; Helotiales; Hyaloscyphaceae
Product: WD40 repeat-like protein
Exons: 2
Coding region: 1-3564 (1187 amino acids)
Biological process (GO): tRNA methylation
Cellular component (GO): cytoplasm
Molecular function (GO): protein binding
Source: RefSeq, a predicted model, not a curated record